Messenger RNA from Salarias fasciatus (jewelled blenny), 1779 nucleotides. RefSeq names its product kelch-like protein 10. The transcript has 5 exons. Gene Ontology annotation, molecular function: protein binding. Bases 1 to 1779 code for a protein of 592 amino acids. The record is from RefSeq and is a predicted model, not a curated record. Lineage: Eukaryota; Metazoa; Chordata; Actinopteri; Blenniiformes; Blenniidae.
AUGAGCUCCGUUCGUGACAGACUCCGUUCAGGGGGGAUUUUCUGCGACGCGGUCCUCAGAGUCCAGGAUGCUGAAUUUCCAGUUCACAAGGUCAUCAUGUGUAGCUGCUCUGAAUACUUCAGAUCUCUUUUCAUCCAGUGGUCAAAGGCAGACCAGAGGGUCUAUGAUAUAACCGGCACAACUCCUGCGGUUAUGGAGGCCAUCAUUAAGUUCUCAUACACAGGCUCUGUUCCUGUGAGCGCAGGCAAUGUGAAGGACCUGAUAAUCAAGGCUGUGGAGUUCAACAUAACCCACAUCAUACAGGCCUGCAGCCGCUUCCUGGAGGAGCGUCUCGGCCCAGACACCUGCAUCAGGAUGUGGCAUUUCUCAAAAACCUACUAUUGCACCGAACUGUGUUUUAAGGCCUACUGCUACAUCGUGGAUCACUUCCAGGACGUGGUUUCCUCGGAGGAGUUCCUGCAGCUCACGGCUCUGGAACUCGGUGAUUUAAUCGGCAGAGAUGACCUGAAUGUAAGCAGAGAGAGCACGGUGUAUGAGGGCAUCAUGAAGUGGAUCCGAAGCUUGCUGAUGCAGCGAGGAAGACACCUCCACAGCCUGAUGUCAAAGAUUCGUCUGGGUCUGAUGAGCACCGAAUACAUGGCGAUGAACAUGCUGUCCAACGAGUUGGUGGCGAACGACUCCCAGUGCCUGGCGUUGCUCAGAAAGGCCUCCUGGGUGCAGCAGUACCUCCAGACUCACCAGGCUGACGUUGGUUUCCGCAACCGUCUGGCUCGGCCGCGCCUGCCCGCCGUCAUCCUGCUGGCCGCCGGAGGCUGGAGCAGAACAGGUCCCACCAACAGCAUGGAAGCGUACGACUACCAGGUGGACCGCUGGGUGGACGUGACAGACAGUGCUGAGCACCCCCGUGCUUACCACGGCACCGCCUUCCUCCAUGGAUUCCUCUACUACAUUGGCGGCUUCGACGGAGCGCAGUACUUCAGCAGCGUGCGCAGGUUUGACCCCGUCACGUACGUCUGGCAAGAGAUGGCGCCGAUGUAUUCGCGCCGCUGCUACGUCAGCGUGGCCGUGCUGAACGGGCUCAUCUACACCCUGGGGGGCCACAACGGCCGCGAACGUCUCAGCUCUGCCGAGUACUACCAGCCCCAGUCCAACCAGUGGAACCGCAUCGCGCCCAUGCACGAAUGCAGGAGCGACGCCAACUGCGCCGUCCUCCACCAGAAGAUUUAUAUUUGUGGAGGAUUCAACGGGUCCGACUGCCUGCAGACGGCUGAGUACUACAACCCGCAGACCGACCAGUGGACCAGGAUUCCAGACAUGAGCAGUCGCCGCAGUGGAGUUGGCGUCGUGACUUGGGGAAACCUCAUCUAUGCAGUGGGUGGCUGCGAUGGCGACAACCGUCUGAGAAGCGUGGAUGUCUACAAUCCAGAGACCCACAGCUGGAGCGCCAUUCCCCCCAUGAGAACCGGCCGCAGCAACUUUGGCAUCGCCGUACUCGACAAUCGCAUCUUUGCUGUUGGGGGCUACGGCAGCGACGGCGUCACCAGCGCCGUGGAAAGCUACGAUCGCACGCUGAACCAGUGGUCUGAGGCCCGCGACCUGCUGUUCCCUCGCAGCGCGCUGAGCUGCUGCGUGGUGGACGGAUUCCCCAACAUGCACCAGUACAUCUUAGAUCGGGACAGCCUGCCGCUUUGUCCACUGGGCGAGGACGAGGAGGAGGAGGAGGAGGAGGAGGAGGAGGACAAACCUGACGACAAACCUGACGCUUCUGGUUCCAUUUAG